AUGCCCGUUUUAUCGGUGCUGACGGUGGCCACAGACCUGCGAGCAUGGCUCCCAGCCUCCAUGCUAGCCUCUACGAUGGUCCCAUACGCAACUGGCGCUCUGUUUUGCGCGGGACUUUCGAUGUUUAUCCCGCAAAAGUGGUACCUAUGGCUGGACAAUCGAAUGUACGAACUUUUUAUGAGCUCCUGUCUCUUCGUUUUUGAGACCUGUAAUGCCACAAAGGUAUGUUUGAUCAGUAGAGAAAUGAAUUUCGCUCCAGUUGCAUCUCUAUGGAACCCCAGAGGCCUUUAAAGGCCCCGCAGACUCGGCCAUUUUGAUUGCGAAUCAUCAAACUGGCACAGACUGGGUCAUGAUCAACAUGCUGGCCACGAGACAUGCUCAACAGUACUCUUUCCGCUUCAUGACCAAACAUGUGAUCCAAUACGUACCGCUUUAUGGAUGGUACACUCUUCAGGUGGGUUAUAUUACACAUGACAGUUUUGAUGGAAAAUUGGGUAAAAAUUGUUGUGAAUAGAUUGAUAAUGGGUUAAUUAGAGUGUUUAGAGGUAUUGGAGUUUCUCUGUUGCGCUGAAUUUUGAAAAAAAACGAAAAUUUUAUAUUACACAUGAUAAUUUUGAUGGGAAAUUGGGAAAUUUUUUUGUUAAUAGAUUGAUUAUGGGUUAAUUAGAGUGUUUAGAGGUGUUUGAGUUUGUGGAUUGCGCUGGAUUUUGAGAAAAAAUGAAAAAUUAUGUUACACAUGGCAGUUUUGAUUUAAAAUUGGGGAAAAAUUGUUGUGAAUAGAUUGAUUAUGACUUGAUUAGUGUUUAGAGGUGUUUGAGUUUGUGGAUUGCGCUGGAUUUUGAGAAAAAAGGAAAAUUUUAUAUUACACAUGACUUUUUUUGUCAAAAAUUGGAGUGUAAUUGACAUUAAAAGGUUGGCAAUAGACUAGUUAGUGUAGAUAGAGUGUCAGGAGUUCUUGUAUUCCUUUGGAUUUUAAGAAAUAGAAUAAAAUUUAUAUUACACAUGACACUUUCUGUCGAAAAUUGGAUAAAAAUGCUUUCCAAGCGUAGUAAAUUGUUGAUUAAGUGACGAAUUAGGUCAUGAGAGCGAUUGAGGAUCCGUAUUUUACCCAGAAAAAACGAAAAAUUAUAUUACCCAUGACAAUUUAUGGUAGCAUAAGUUCAAAAUUUUCAGCGAGGCUUUGUUUACGUCCGCCGUUUCGGAGAUUUUGCCCCCACCGCCCCGCAAAACCAACUCCGAUACCUCAAAAACCUCCCCGAACCCUACUGGCUCCACAUUUUCCCGGAGGGCACCAGAUUCAACCGACACCGCACCAAGGAAAUCCAGGCCGCCAACUCGUAUUGCCGAAAGCGUGAGCUCCCAAAGUUGAGGCAUUGCCUCGUACCGAAGAUUGGCGGCUUCAAACUGGCGGUGGAGGAGCUGCGGCCAACUUUAAAUUAUAUUUAUGAUAUCACGAUCGCCUAUGGAGUUACAUUGGACGAGAAUAGACAGGAUGACGCUCCAAAUAUGUAUGAGUUUGUGACUGGGAGAAGCGAGAGACAUAAUGAAGUACACAUGCAUGUGAAAAGGAUCGGAAUUGAAGAGGUCCCAACGGAAGGAAAUGAGCUCAAACUCUGGUUGCAUCAACGAUUUUUAGAGAAAGAUAGGUAUGCAGAGAAAGAGGAGGUCAUAAGCAAUGAGAUGAGGGCUAUAUCAGAGAUUUCUGAGGGGUUUAGAGAAAGUUAUGAGUAAUUUUUGACCGGACAUACCUAAAAUAAGGUGAUUUUGAGAAAAAAGUUGUUAUAUCUGCUGUUUGAAUGGGUUUUAGAGGAAAAUAGUGUAAUGAGGAGAGAAGAGGUCUUGAGGAAUGUUUUUAGUGUAAUAGUCAGACAUUUGGAGGGAGUUAUGUCAGUUUUUUAGGGGAGAAACACCUAGAGUAAGGUGAUUUUUGAAAAAAGUUAAAAGUUUGAGGAAAAGUUGGAAUUUUUGGUGAUAAAAUGAGAGAAAAUACCUUGACAAGAAUUUGUCAUAAUCUCGAGAACGUAAAAUACGAAUAUUUUCCAGUGAAAAGCCGAGAUUUUUAGUAAAAACAGCGAAAAAGCGAACGCCCGUCUUUUUAUCAAGAGAGCCGAAAAAAAUUGGGAGAAAAGAAAAGAGAAGGAGUCGUGUUCCGUUGUGGUCUAGUGGUUAGGAUUUGUGGCUCUCACCCACAAGGCCCGGGUUCGAUUCCCGGCAACGGAAGAAAACUUUUUCGUGCGGUUUUUCAAUUUUUUAAUCAGGAAUUGAAAUAUUUUUGUGUAAAUUAUUAUGUUCACUACUUGAAUGUGGUGUUUAGAUGAUUUUUUAGAGAGUUUUAAGCGAUUUUUUGAGAGAAAAUGAAAAGUUUUUUGCGGAAAAAGAUCAGAAAUUGAUGAAAAUUGAAAAUAAAGCCAUAUUUCAGACUGUUGGAUGAGUUCUACGCAACGGGGGCGUUCCCAGAGCCAGUUGAGACCCCAUCGAAAUUGACUCCACUAACCAAAACCGCGACUUCUUUCGUAAUUUUGAACGCGGCCGUCUGGUCGGCCGCGUUCUUCCCAAAAAUACGAAACGUAUAUCUUGGUGUAAUUUGCAUCUCACCGCUGUUGAUCGUAUGGAACAAGCUCCGAGGAUCAGCAGCCUAA
Bursaphelenchus xylophilus (pine wood nematode) is the source of this 2639-nucleotide messenger RNA. NCBI's taxonomy places the organism in Eukaryota, Metazoa, Nematoda, Chromadorea, Rhabditida, Aphelenchoididae. The record is from the annotation of a GenBank genome assembly.